CAGAAAAAGACCAGCCAGUGGCGCAGAUGGUCAGAAGAUGUUAUUACAUCUCUUCUAGUGCCCUAUCUAUCGCACAUGCAGGAGACCUCAAUGCUAUGCUACAUCAACAUUGUACAACAGCCCUACGGAGAUGCUGUAGCUUGUCAUUCUGGGUGUGGGACCUGCAGUAUCAAGGUUGCAUAUGUGUUCUUUGACAGCUUGUCAGAAAUUAAUAUCAUUGCAUGCCCCUGUCUUCCUGCCCCUCUCCAGCUCCUUCAUCGUGGGCUGUUCCCAUGUGCUCCUGUUGCUCCCUCACUCGCAGUAGACUUGCGUGUUCUAGAGUUUGUCCACCUUCUUUUCAUUUGUCAGUCCCCCAACCAUACUGCGUGGUGUGAUGCAGUGGAGACGUUUCUAGAUGGAAUGGGAUACAAAUUGACAUCAAAGGUUAGCAUUUGA
Messenger RNA from Suillus subalutaceus, 435 nucleotides. RefSeq lists its product as uncharacterized. The transcript is spliced from 2 exons. Lineage: Eukaryota; Fungi; Basidiomycota; Agaricomycetes; Boletales; Suillaceae. The annotation marks the transcript as partial. The record is from RefSeq and is a predicted model, not a curated record.